AUGCUGCGCGAGCUGUGCGUCUCGGAUCUGCUUGCUUUGAGGAGAACGUCCCGCGUGCUCAACAUGCUUGUGACAGAGAACGCACCUGCGAUUGUGCGCUACUGGGUGAAGAACCGGCUCGGCAAUCUUCAUCUACAACUUUAUCCGGCUCCAAGACCGGACGCGAUCGACUUCCCGUUCUUACUCACUAUGAGACGGCGACACAUAGCGUCCAUCAGGUUGACACGUCAGCUUGCCAAUCACCUCGUAGGGGAGCCAACCGAACAGAGGCAGCUGUGGACAUCGGUGUACGAGAGGAUGCUGCCCCUGGUCUUUGGGGUAGGCUACUUUCUAGAUGAACAUCGACGACUACUUCUGGAAAGAGAUCUCGGCCACAUUCGACCACGCUCCCGUAUUGGCUAUCACGUCCGUACGACGGGUGGUAUCAGUAGCCAAGAAAGGAAGAUCUUGAAGAACCUGGAUGCACCACUUCGACUUCAGUACUUCUACAUGUACUGUUUCAUUGUGCAGGUGCUGCUUCGAAAGCUGAGACCUUGCAGUCGUGCUGGAGCAGUGGAAAAGUUCCUGCGGGGAUUUUCAAACCAGCCAGCCUGUUCAGAGGAUGUGGCCUUCUUCCUCAUACUUGGUGGCAUUGGGCAAGUUGCGAAGCUGCUCGCUUGCCCGGUAUAUAGCGAGCGGCGAAGAUAUCUCCUAACGUACAGAGCUCACAUGUCGCCGCACACGAGUAAAUGCUGGAGAAAGCACUGGAAGGAUGCUGGUGUGGUUUCACCUGCGUUACUAGACGAUAUUCCUUGUACACAGAUUGGCAUAACACAGCUUGAUCAGGUCUGGGCUCCACUGAUAGCCCAGAUGAUGGAGACGGGGGCGAGAGACUUUACAGAACAGGAAAGGAUACGCUACGAGGAGCUGAAGAUGUCGAAGAAGUUCAUCAACGAAGUAAUGGGGUAUGACAUCCUGCGAGGUCGGGCAGCUGACGGAGGAGAGUUGGAUGAUGAGCACGAGCCAUGA
Alternaria novae-zelandiae is the source of this 1008-nucleotide messenger RNA. RefSeq lists its product as uncharacterized. The record is from RefSeq and is a predicted model, not a curated record. NCBI's taxonomy places the organism in Eukaryota, Fungi, Ascomycota, Dothideomycetes, Pleosporales, Pleosporaceae. The transcript has a single exon. The coding region runs from base 1 to 1008 and encodes 335 amino acids.